Molecule: messenger RNA, 1104 nt
Organism: Carassius gibelio (silver crucian carp)
Lineage: Eukaryota; Metazoa; Chordata; Actinopteri; Cypriniformes; Cyprinidae
Product: cullin-4A
Exons: 6
Coding region: 667-1104 (145 amino acids)
Biological process (GO): protein ubiquitination; DNA damage response; ubiquitin-dependent protein catabolic process
Cellular component (GO): Cul4A-RING E3 ubiquitin ligase complex
Molecular function (GO): ubiquitin protein ligase binding
Source: RefSeq, a predicted model, not a curated record
CUCCAGUGAAAAAGUGCAUCUGCUGUUGUCUCUCACAGAUUAGUUUAGAUCUGUUUAAACGCUGCUUGAUUUGUGCAGAUUUCUCUCCUGAUUCAGACCAGAACACUUUUUCACUGGAGGAAGUGUUAUAAUGGAUUAUAGACUCUAUGUGUUUGAGUUAAAAUCAUCUUAAUGCUGGAUGUGUUUCAGGUUUUGUCUUCUCCAGAUGUUCACUGAUGGACUGGAGUGCUGUGGAUUAUUGUGAUGUUUUUAUCAGACUCUCAUUCUGACGGCACCCAUUCACUGCAGAGCGUCCACUGAUGAGACACUGAUGGAUCUCUUUAGUUGUAGUGGACUGUAGUAACUCCGAGCUGGUGUUGCUAUAGUAACACACGCGUGUUGUCAGGGACACGGGGCUGGAGUUGUUCCGGACUCACAUCAUGAGUGACGCAGUGGUUCAGAGCCGGACGGUGGAGGGAAUCCUGGAGCAGAUCGAGCGCGAGCGAAGCGGAGAGACGGUGGAGCAGUCUGCUGAGGAGCUUACUGAGCAUGCUCUCUGACCUGCAGGUGACUGGACCACACGCUGACCCUGUGGAACCCUGAGGAAGAGAACGACCGCAGUAUCAGUUAUUUGGAUCAGAGCACACAGAAGCCGCUCAUCGCCACAGUGUGUGUGUGUGUGAGCUGAUGCUGCUCUAUGAGCUCUUCAGUAAAGUCAAAGAAGGGCUGACGGCGCUGCUGCAGGCCUGGAGAGACUACAUUAAGGGAAGGACGUGUUUGAGGCCUUCUAGAAGGAUCUGGCCAAGCGUCUGCUGGUGGGCAAAAUACAUGCAGAACCAGAGUGAUCCCAGCAACAUGGAGCUGACCGCCAACAUCCUGACGAUGGGCCAUUGGCCUUCAUACACACCGAUGGAUGUCCAUCAGCCCGCUGAGAUGGUGAAGCUCCAGGUGUUUAAGCUCCUCUAUCUGGGGAAACACAGCGGACGUAAACUGCAGUGGCAGCCCACACUGGGACACACAGUGCUGAAGACUGAGUUUAAAGAGGUAAACACACACUAUAACACACACACACACCACACACACACACAAACAAACUGUGUUGGCUCUAACGACCGACUCAUCUGA